GAGACCAACCAAUACAGAAGCCGUUCUUCUGAAGCGCACAUCAUCCUUCUUUACUCCUGUAGUCUGCGGAGAGGAGAGCCUUUUCUUAUAGUUUUUCAUUCUUCAUGCAGACCAUGUAGCAACCUCUGUAUUGAAAAUCUCGCGUACCUUACGCUCUCUUAUUCCGAAAAAGAAACGUCCUUUUGCUAAUUUUGUUGAUACCCAUUAAGCCAACCAACUCUUUUUAUAUGUUCAUGCAAAACAAAAGCAACAUUCUUACUACAUUGGAAACUUGAAGAAGACAUCUUAGUUUCAAGCUUUGGAUUAAUGGGUAGAAGAAGAUUGCAAGGCACUGAAAAUGCAACCAACGGUGUUGUGUUCUCUUGUUCUGUGAUUAGGAUCAAUCGAAGUCCUGCAUCUCACGCUGGUGGGUUGUUUGCAAGCGUUGGUCAAGUAGCAAGGGGGUUUGUUAUUACACCAAAUCUUCAGAAUCCUAUAGAUAAAAGCACAAAGCUUCUGAGUUCCACAUACAUGAAAUAUAUGCCAACUCCGGAUUUUGGUUGGCGGAUUGGCAGGGUUGAUGAGUUGGUGGAAGGAGAGGCGUUGGAGCUUGGAGAAGAAGAGCUGCUCAAGAACAACAAAAGGGGUGGUUUGAAAUUGAAAAUUAAGAUUGGGAAUGCAUCAUUGAGAAGGUUGUUCAGUGGAGCAAUAGCAGGCGUGGUGUCGCGCUCUGCGGUUGCACCAUUGGAGACAAUAAGGACCCAUUUGAUGGCGGGGAGCUGUGGUCACUCCAGUUCUCAAGUAUUUCAAUCUAUCAUGGAGACUGAUGGAUGGCAAGGCUUAUUCAGGGGUACUUUGGUCAAUGUCAUCCGGGUUGCCCCAAGCAAGGCUAUUGAGUUAUUCGCUUAUGAUACGGUUAAUAAGCACUUGACUCGACCUGGGGAGGAGCUGAAAAUCCCAAUUCCCGCUUCAUCAAUCGCAGGCGCUGUUGCUGGAUUUAGCUCAACCUUGUGUACAUACCCUCUGGAAUUGUUAAAAACACGAUUAACUGUGCAGAGAGGAGUGUACCAUAACUUUUUUCACGCAUUUUCUAAAAUUGUCCAAGAGGAGGGACCUGCAGGACUGUACAGAGGCCUCACCCCAAGUUUAAUUGGAGUAAUUCCAUAUGCUGCCACCAAUUACUUUGCUUAUGAUGCACUCUCAAAAGCUUACAAGAAAGCUUUCAAAAAGGAGGAAAUCGGAAAUAUAACUACACUUUUAAUCGGGUCAGCAGCUGCUGCAAUUUCAAGCAGUGCAACUUUCCCACUUGAGGUGGCUAGAAAGAAAAUGCAGGUCGGGGCUCUGAAUGGGAGACAAUACAAGCACAUACUUCAUGCUCUUUCUAGCAUACUUGAGAGUGAAGGAAUUGCUGGUUUAUACAGAGGGUUGGGGCCAAGCUACAUGAAAUUGGUCCCUGCUGCUGGAAUAUCCUUCAUGUGCUAUGAGGCAUGCAAGCGGAUACUGACUGAGAAUGGGGAAGAAAUCUAAUACGCUGAAAACCGCAGAGUUUGUAAUUUUUCGAUCAAUUGAAAGGUAGGUAGUUUUUAGUUCAUAAACUGAAAAAUGUGGCUGACUCACUAGCUAACCUUGCUCUGAAUAUUGAGCUGGGAUGUUCCAUCUUUGAGU
This is a messenger RNA of Prunus mume (Japanese apricot), 1644 nucleotides long. RefSeq names its product adenine nucleotide transporter BT1, chloroplastic/mitochondrial-like. Lineage: Eukaryota; Viridiplantae; Streptophyta; Magnoliopsida; Rosales; Rosaceae. The record is from RefSeq and is a predicted model, not a curated record. Gene Ontology annotation, biological process: transmembrane transport.